UCCGUCUGCUCAGGCUUCAGAGGGCAGACAACGCUCAGACCUUUAAACAUUUAUCCUCACACUCAGGAUGGCAGGGGAGUGUGUUCCAUGUGAGGGUCCAGACCUGAAGAAGAUGGGUGAGGAGGAACUAUGGGAACUGAUAAAUGACAACCGCCACCGGAUCUCAUUAGGGGUACGGCCAUGCAUCUUGAUCCCGUACCUGAGGCAGGCCAGGGUGCUCACGGAGAUGGACGAGGACGAGAUCGUCUCCUGCCACAACCUCACUAACCGCUGCAUGAGAACCAGCUACAUGCUUGAUCUGCUGAGGACUCAGGGGAGGAAUGGUGCUGUGGCCUUACUGGAGAGCUUGAUGAUCCACUAUCCCACCCUGUACACCCAAGUCACUGGACGCAAACCCAGCACUGAGCCCUCAAGAUUCAGCGGUCUGAUAAAGUACUCCGAGUUGACGGAGUACCUGGUGAGAGCAGUGACAGGGAUGCAGAAGGAGCUCCAGGAGGCUCGUCGUGAGGUCGGCAGAAUGACCACUCGCUGCACCUCCCUGGAGUCAGAGAUUAGGCAGGUUACUGAGCAGGAGGAGAAAUCCAGAUGCAUUCAGGCUGAUAGUGAACGCAUGCGUAGGCAUUUGUGCUCUCUGCAAUGCGAGGUCACCAAGUUGAAGGAUGAGAAGUGUGACUUGUACGUGCGCUACACAGCAGCCAUCGAGGAGAAAUCGGCUGUGACCAAGCGUCUCCAUGACCUCAACCUGCAGGUGUACCAGCUGCAAACGGAGCUGCAGAGACUCCAGCUGGAGAGUAAGUUGCAGAAGCAGUGCUCGCUCAGACGUACCUCUUUUGCCAAAACACCACAACUGCAGGAGGAGGUUCAGAAGCUGCGCUGCCAGCUGAUGAAAGCAGAACAACUGGACCCAGCUCAUCAGGACAUCCUGGCCCAGGACCUGGCUGAGGCCAUCGACAGCCAGGUGGAGCUUGCAGAGCAGCUCAGGUGCUACAGAGAGGAGAAUGAACAGCUGCACAUGGACAAACAAGGGCUCAUGGACCAGAAGGAGGGUCUGAGCCUUCAGGUGCAGCAGUUAACCCUGGACUGUAACAUGCACCAGCAGAAGACCACCAUGAUCCACAAUCAGUUGAGGGAGCUGCAGGCCGAGAGAGACCAGGCGUACCAGUCCAGAGACGAGGCCCAGGCCAUGAUCGCCCGCAUCCUGGCUGAGAAGGACACCCUGAGGUGCCAGCUGGUGGAGCUCCGGGAGAAGACCUUCAGCCUGCAGGACAAACGCAGCGCCAGGGAGCAGCAGCAGAGCUCUGAGGAGGCGGAUGACGACUGGGCGAGCCCGGGGUCCAGCUUUGAGGAAUGCCCAAACUCAAACAGACGGAGACUUUGCCGCAUGGACGCAAUCAAUCCCAUGUCACUGAGUUCCUGCCAGUCAGACGUUUGUAGUGAAGAUCCUGCAGCAAGUAGUGUCCGAUCCCGAACCGCAGAGCCACCCAGUUCAGAUUCCCUCCGCAAAAGAGAUGAAAUACUACAUGCAGACAACAGUUUUGAAACAAUGGAAUCCGAUUCUUUAUUGGACGACUUCAUUUUCCUCCCCAACAUGGGGAUGGAAGACAUGCCGCCACCCAGGCUGUGCUCCUCUAAUGGCUCCAAGUCUGACGGCCUUUCACAGACUUCAGUCCCUCCCUUCCUGAUGCGCACCCGUCCGAAAGCUAUCCGCAUCAGUGGCCGAGUUGUCAGCAUCUCCUUCCAGGGGGAGGCAAUGCUCAGCCAGCUGGUGGUUGUGGGGGGGAAUAAGACAGGAGUGUUUGUACACCAGGUGACAGAAGGGAGCACUGCUCACACAGUUGGCAUCAGCCCAGGGGCACAGAUAGUGGAGGUGAAGUACGAGCAGAACCAGAAGGCUCUGAAGAUGGUGCUGGAGGACUCCACUUUAGAAGAAGCUAUGUGGGCUCUUGGCCAGGUGACAGGCCUCUGCCACCUCUCCCUGCGCCCCAGGCAAGAUGAAUAUGAGGCCCUGCUGCAGCAGCUGCACAACAGUGAGAUAUCAUCAGGAGACUCCUUCUAUGUCCGCGUCAACAUGUCUCUGCCCGCUGGCCCCAACACAACCCUGGCUGUGUCCUGCGACAACAUUCUGCAUGUGACCAACACGCGACCCGCUGACACUGAGGACGCAUGGCAGGCCAGCCAAGUUCACCCCUGCCAGCUACUGGACCUCCAGAGUGGAACUGUACCCAACUAUUACAGAGCACAAAGACUUCUGAUUCGAGCUAUUGAGGAAAUGAGUUUUCAAACAAAGAAAUCUCUCAAGGGGCGUGUGGUGGCCCAGAAUAAAGAGAAAGAAGUGAGGAUUGUGAGCACCGGGCGUCAGGGCAGGAACCCACUGUGGGUCAGUGUGGAGGAUGACAGCUCAGCUGAUGCAUCUAGACCCAAAAGUUCUGUAUCCCUCAUGCCCUACACCCUGGUCACCCCCCACUACCCACCCGUCUGCAGACCCGUCCUGCUGCUGCCCACCGUCCUGGGACGCAUCCUGGACAAGAAGCUGGCAGGGUGGAAGGGCUUUCAGCUCUGUGAACCUGAGAAGUUGAACUCCUGUGAGCACGCAGCCCGGCUGCAGAGGUCUGAGAUCCUGGAGGAGUGUGAGCAGGGACAGCACAACUGCUACACCCUGCAGAGUGUUGAGAAAGUCAUGAAGAAGGGGAUUCACUGUGUGCUGCCCCUGGGCCUGGACUGUGUGCGGCGGCUGCACCGGGCCGAUAUCUUCCCUAUCAUCAUCUACAUCGGCCAGUCUGCACGGAGUGCACGUAAACUGAGGUCAAAGCUGCAGCGCCAUGGCCAGUCGGAGGAGCAGCUCCUGGCGUGCUCAAGGAGCGAGGAACCGCUGCUGGACAAGCUGCCUUGUCUGUAUCACAGCGUGGCAUCAGACUCGUGGUGUGACCAGACGUCCCUGCUGACCAGCCUGCGCACCGUCAUCUGGGAGGAGCAGAGGAAGAUCGUCUGGGUGGAGCCUGAUCUGUGGUGAAAGAGAAAUAUAAAGAAACAAUAGAAAAUAUUAUUUUUAAAAGGGCUUUUUAUUACGAUUGUAGAGUAUUAAGAAUGUAUUGAUUCGAUAGAAGUACUUUACAAGUGAUAUUUUUGUAAACAUGAG
Molecule: messenger RNA, 3136 nt
Organism: Limanda limanda (common dab)
Lineage: Eukaryota; Metazoa; Chordata; Actinopteri; Pleuronectiformes; Pleuronectidae
Gene: card14
Product: caspase recruitment domain family, member 14
Exons: 20
Coding region: 68-3010 (980 amino acids)
Biological process (GO): regulation of apoptotic process
Molecular function (GO): protein binding
Source: RefSeq, a predicted model, not a curated record